Brassica oleracea var. oleracea is the source of this 1698-nucleotide messenger RNA. RefSeq names its product alkane hydroxylase MAH1. The transcript has a single exon. NCBI's taxonomy places the organism in Eukaryota, Viridiplantae, Streptophyta, Magnoliopsida, Brassicales, Brassicaceae. The record is from RefSeq and is a predicted model, not a curated record. Gene Ontology annotation, molecular function: iron ion binding; heme binding; oxidoreductase activity, acting on paired donors, with incorporation or reduction of molecular oxygen. The coding region runs from base 29 to 1561 and encodes 510 amino acids.
UAAGAAAAACAAAACUUUUGUUAUACCAAUGGCUUACAUAGGCUUACUUGAUGUCUUCAUAGCUUUCCUUAUCUUUAUCAUUUUCCAUUUCUUGAUUCACAAGAAAACCCAUAAACCCUUUCCUAGAAACUGGCCCAUUCUUGGGAUGCUUCCUGGUGUGCUCGUCAUGCUUCACAAGAUCAAUGGCUAUCUUGUAGAAGUUCUCGAAGUCUCCAACUUAACCUUUGUAUUCAAAGGCCCUUGGUUCUCUGGAAUGAACAUGUUGAUCACUGCAGAUCCUGCAAACGUUCAACACGUCUUCAGUUCCAACUUCUCUAAUUACGACAAAGGAUCUGAGUUCAAAGAGAUGUUUGAUUUUCUUGGAGAAGGAAUCUUCACUGCUGACUCCAAACUCUGGGAGGAGAUGAGGAGAUCAUCAAUGGUCAUGCUUAGCCAUCAAGGGUUUCAAAGCUUCUCACUCAAGACCAUUGCGAGUAAAAUCAAGAACGGUCUUGUGCCAGUUCUUGAUCAUUUCGCAAAGGAGAAUAUGGUUUUUGAUUUACAAGACGUGUUCCAGAGGUUAGCGUUCGAUGUAACCCUAACUCUUGUAACGGGUUACGAUUCUAACUCUCUUUCCAUUGAAAUGCCGAAGAAUGAGUAUGCAAAAGCUAUGGAUGAUGCUGAAGAAGUGGUUGUGGUUAGGCAUGUUAAGCCUAUGUUCGUGUGGAAGCUUCAAAACUGGCUUGGACUCGGAGAAGAGAAGAAGAUGACACAAGCUAACGCUGCUUUUGAUAGAUCUUGUGCAAAGUAUAUAUCUGCAAAGAGAGAGGAGAUUCAUCAACACUCCACUAUUGGAGAAAAAGCUCAUGAUGUGGAUUUAUUAAAAUUCUAUAUGAAUCUUGAUACCUCCAAGUAUGAGCUCUUAAACCCUAAAGACGAUAGCUUCCUCAAAGACAUCAUCAAGAGUUUCAUGCUUGCUGGAAGAGACGCCAUUGCAACAACUCUCACUUGGUUCUUCUGGCUUCUCUCCAAGAACCCUGAAGCUCUGACCAAGAUCCGUCAAGAGAUCAACACAUAUCUAACAAGAUCCUCCGACAAGAGUUUAGACCAAGACAAGUUAAGCAAGAUGGUGUAUCUACAUGGUGCAUUGUGUGAAGCAUUAAGGCUAUACGCUCCUAUCCCGUUCGAGAGAAAGUCUCCCAUAAAGCAAGAUGUGCUUCCAAGUGGACACAAGGUGGAUGCAAAGUGGAAGAUCUUGUUCUCUGUCUAUGCCUUGGGGAGAAUGAGAGCCGUGUGGGGAGAGGACGCGUCUGAGUUUAAGCCGGAGAGAUGGAUCUCUGAGAGAAAUGGAGGCUUGAAACAUGAACCUUCUUUCAAGUUCUUUGUGUUUAACUCUGGUCCAAGAAAUUGCUUGGGGAAAAAAUUGUCUUUCUUGCAGAUGAAGAUAGUAGCUACUGAGAUCAUACGAAACUAUGACAUCAAUGUCCUUGAAGGGCACAAGAUCGAGCCAGCUUCUUCUAUAGUCCUUCACAUGAAACAUGGUCUCAAAGUCAAAGUUGCUAAGAGAUGUUUGGUUUCAUAAACUGAAAUUACAAUACGUGACCUGCUUGAGAUCAAUCAUCCCCUAUAGAUUAUUAUUUUAUUUGAGAAGUAAGUUCUCAAAGUAUAUAAUUAAGGGUUUCUCUAUAAUUAAUGUAUGAAUACCUCUCAUCUCUCAUG